Messenger RNA from Neurospora tetraspora, 1168 nucleotides. RefSeq names its product HAD-like domain-containing protein. The record is from RefSeq and is a predicted model, not a curated record. The transcript has 2 exons. Lineage: Eukaryota; Fungi; Ascomycota; Sordariomycetes; Sordariales; Sordariaceae. Bases 136 to 1098 code for a protein of 320 amino acids.
CUCUGGCAUUCACUGUCCCGAACCGAGGUCUAUCAUUCAUCACUUCCUAUUCUAGUGCCAAUGUGCGGAGGCCCAAUGUUGAUAGAUGAAUCAAAACAUCUUUAUACCCCAAAAGUUCCAUGACAUUGUGCUGUGAUGCUUCCUGACGAGUUUCCCCCUGAAUACAUCAUAGAAGCCAUCGACAGCAUGGCGCCAACCGAUCUCAAAGCGAAGGGGUCCGGGUCCCCCAAGCCCAAAGUGAUCCUCUUUGACAUUGGCGGCGUCUGUGUCGUCUCCCCCUUCCAAUCCAUCCUCAACUACGAACUCCGCCACUCCAUCCCCCCAGGCUGGAUCAACCACUCCAUCUCGCGCUCCGCCCCCACGGGGUUCUGGCACCGUCUCGAAACCGGUUCGAUCCCCAUGGACGCCUCCUUCUUCGCCGGCUUCAACCGGGACCUGCACAACCAAUCCCUCUGGGAAUCCUUCUACCGGUCUCAACAAGCCAAGCACCCCUCCCGUUUCCCCCCUUCUCCUGGUUCCUCCCCAAUUCCACCUAUCCCCCAGAUCGACGGCGAGUGGUUGUUCCACGACAUGAUGGAGCACGCCCGAGCUCCGGACCCGUGGAUGUUCCCCGCCCUCAAAAAACUGAAAGAGGACGGGAGGUUCGUCGUGGCGGCGCUGAGUAACACGGUUAUCUGGCCCGAGGGACACAAGUGGGCGGAGAAGGACUUCUUCAGUGAUCCGUUGCGGCAGCUGUUUGAUGUGUUUGUUUCGUCGGCGCAUGUGGGGUUGAGGAAGCCGGAUCCGAGGAUUUAUCAGCUGGCGCUGGAGAAGGUGGAUGAGUUUGCGCGGGCGAAUGCUAACUCCGAAAGGGGGAAGAGGGGUGGCUGGGGGGAGGGCGUGAGGGCGGAGGAUAUUGUGUUUUUGGAUGAUAUUGGGGAGAACCUGAAGGCGGCGAAGAAGGCUGGGUUUAGGACGAUCAAGGUUGGGUUGGGAAGGGCGUUUGAGGCGGUUGAUGAGCUGGAGAGCGUCACGGGGUUGAAGUUGGCUGGGGAUCACCCGAGGAUUGCGGUGAAGCCGGACUUUAGUGCUGCGAAGGAGGCGAAGGCCAAGUUGUGAUGAUCUUGAUGAUGUGAAUGUGGUGUAUGAGACUAGACUAGUUGAUGAAAUGAAGAGAAAUUCCAGGUUA